CAAUUACAGCAACAAAUGCUAACACAGACUCUUCAACAGCAACAACCUGUUCCUUCUCCACAGCAGCAGCAAGCGCAAGCCCAGAGAUUCUUAUUGCAGCAACGUCAGGUCGCAGCGGCUGUUCAACAACAAUUGUUGCAACGACCACAGCAACAGCAACAAUUAUUUCAGUUGUUGCAACAACAACAGAUUAAUGCGCAACAAACGGCGAGACAGCAACAAAUAUAUCAACAAUUGUUACAAAACCCCGCUUUGCAACAAGAUCAAAUCCGAAGAAUGCAACAGCAACAGCAACAAUUGCAAAGGCAAUCUCAGCAACCGCAACAACAGUUGCAAGCGACGCCUCAGCAAAUUGCAGCAGUACAAGCACAAUCGAAUAAUUUUAUUCGACCAACCGCAUCUCAGGUUCCAUCUUCUCCAAAACCUACCCAACCAGGAACUCAUCGACCAAAUCUUUUACAACAGCAAGUUUUAACUAACUUAGGAUUCCCUCCAGACCAGCAGUUAACACCGGACGUCUUGAAAAGACUUAGUGUUUACAUGACAGUGAUGCAGCAACAACAGCAGCAAGCUGCACAACAGCCGAAUGUUCAACAAGAUAUCACUAUACAAUCACCUGCGAAAGUUAACCCACAACCUGUCUCUAACGUCGCUGGUCCUUCUAUGAAAUUGCCUAAUAAUGUGACAAUUCAAUCGCCUGCUAAUCAGAUGAAAGGACAAGCACCGUCUCAAAGCCCUAGAACUAUGUUCAUGAUGCCAAAUACGGGUCCUUCUAUAACUAAUUCACUUGGAACCACACCUAAUCAAUCUCCUGCGAUAGUAAAUGCAUCACCUGUAACAAUGUCAAAUAAAACGACUCCAAAUAUGUCUCCUAGUGCUGCUUCAGCUAAAUUAGCGGCAGCAAAUUUAGCAACGCCACAACUCAAAAUACCUCAAAAUAAGCUCGUAAGUUCGGCUAUUCAAAAUGCCAAUGUUGCACCUAAUCUUGGAAUUAAAGUUCCUUCAGGCGUUGGUAUUAAUACAAAUCUCGGGUUAAUGCCUGGUUUUCAAGGUGCAAAUGCACGUCCGAAUAUAAUGAUGCACACGACAGCUAACAGCGCUGCAAAUACAAACGCAAUUAUGUUGGCUGUUAAUAAUAACAAUACCGCUAAUCAAGGAAUAGUUGCUUCCAAUGGUGCCAAAGCAGCAGCAAUGAUGACCGCUCAAAAUGCUAUGUUCGCAAAUGCGACAAGACCUUCAAUGACUCAACCUCUUAAUAUGAACACUGUUCGUCCGAAAUUUCCAAUUAUGCGCCCUAAUGCUCAGAUGUCUAUUGUAAACAGUUCUGCAGCACAAUCUGGAUCACUAGCAACGUUGACCGAGAAGGAGGAGAAAGAAGCAUUAGCUAUGAUAAAUCAAAUAGAUAGUAAAGCUAGAGAAAAAAAUAUUCAAUAUCAUGAAAUUGACCUUUCUGAAGAUGAAAAAAGACAAAUAAGGAUCAAGUUACAAGAAUUGACUCCAAUGUACAAAAAAGUUGAUGAAGUAUUGCCAUACUUUUGGCAUUAUACAAGAUCAAGUCAGGGGACAUACCGCUUAUUGGGGAUGAAAUACAUGAUAGAAGAUCAAUUAAACGCUCUACCAUCUGGAAAGUUUCUACUCAAACUAGACCUUGUUGAAAAUUUAUUACAACAAUUUCGAAAAUAUUUUGUUUUCGUGGAAAGUCGUAGAAGAGGUAUUGAAGAUACUUCUGGAUUAAUGAACUUUCACCCAAAUGUUCAUCCGCAACAACCUCAACAUCCAAACGUAGAUAGUCUGAUCAGACCACGCCUAAAUUCAUCAGACUUGAAACUUCCAGCGGCGCCGAAGCAUCCUAAUGAUAGCUCAGGUGCUUCUGGUAGCUCAUCGAUCCCUACAAAAAAACGCCCAUUUUCAGUCGACCAGGAAGUACAACAAUCGAAUAAGAAGCAACAACCUAACUCUAAUAGUAUUCUUAACCGCUCUGCACCUGAUGGCUCGACUAUCAGCAUUCAAAAUACUUCGGCAACUAAUGCCUCUAGUCAAAACAACCCUAUCGUAAUUUCAGAUGAUGCAAAACAAAUUUCAUCGGAAACUCAAGAAAUAGGCGUCUCUGAUAAAAACAGUGCCACUACUGAAGAUUAUCGUGCAGGCUCACAAUUGCUUACGAAUAAAUUGAAAGGUAUUUCACCGCGAGUAAUGCGUAGUGGUCCGACAAUGGCACCAAGGCAAGGAUAUUCCCCAUGCGAAGGGAGUGAACAGAGAGCUAUGUUGGUCUCUUUACUCAACACUGCUUAA
This is a messenger RNA of Racocetra persica, 2292 nucleotides long. Lineage: Eukaryota; Fungi; Glomeromycota; Glomeromycetes; Diversisporales; Gigasporaceae. The record is from the annotation of a GenBank genome assembly.